AAUAUUAGUCUGCUCACGUAGCUGUAUAUCUAUUACAAUGCAAAAAACCCUCAGCGCCACAUUUCCAUCAAAUAUGCCAGGUACAUGUGGUCAAUACAAUGCUCAUGACGGCAUCAUGCUCCGUCUUCGCCGUGCCAUCUCAAGCGGGGGCAACGACUCCUCAUUCACUACUCCUGCUCCAACUGGUAUCGGUAGCACCUGCAGGAUGCUUUCACCGCCGUCAUCCACAGCCGUAGGCGAGGAGACUUCCAGCGACCGAGAAGCUGCGCCCAGACUGGUGUUCAGCACGUUGUCGAUGCGCGAGGAGUCAGACGACGCGGGCGAUGUUGCAAUCUUGUUCGCCAUCGGCGAGUAGGUCUUGGGUAUAACCGACUUGCGUCGCUUGUUCACGCCGGCGACAUUCGCCAAGUUGAGAUUAACCGGAAAUUGCGUCUCCUCGACCCUUCGACGCUGCUCGGCACACGCGACGACCCAACCGAUGCCCACGACGUGUGGCUUAGGAUCGCUCAGCAUCCUAUAACCCUUGAGCGUGCUCAUCAGCCCGUUCUUGAAGACGACAUGGGUGCACCGCGAGCCGACUCGAGCCGCAAUCUUCGCCCCCAUGUUCCUCAGCAUGUCAACAAACAACGAACCAGCGUCGUCACCCUCCUCACUCCGUACAUCCACGAAUAUCCUACAGUCUUUGAGGACAGAUAGUACAGCCGGGCUACCCGCGCCCGUCUCCGCCUUCGCCUUGUCCUUGCUUUUCCCGUCCGCGGUCCCACCCGAAGCGUGUUCCGUAUCUCCGAGUCCGCUGCCGCCAGCCGCAGCGGACCGAAGAGAUGGUUCCUUGUACGCAUUCGGCGGCGUCGACAGUGCGCCAGUCGCAAGUCUUGUCGCGUGCGCUCGCCGUGGAGGAGGGGUCGGCACAGCGUCCUUCUCCCCCUCUCCCUCACCCCGCGGAUGUUCAGCGGCGGCCGAAGACGUAGACGGGUAGGAGCUGCUGACCGCCCUCCCCUUCCCCUUGGGAUCCUCCCCUUGAAGAAGCGUAGGCGACGUUGCGCUGGGGAGCGCAGACAAGCUCUGCGUGAGCAAGUGGCUGGCCAUGCUGGCCCGCCGACUCGCGUUCCGCCUCGCCUCUCUCUCCUUCUCGCGUUCCUCCUUCUCCCUCGCGCGGGCUUCCGGAUCCGCAGGACCUGAUCCAAGCUCCCCGAACUCGAGCGCCCCAAGCGACUUCGCCGCAGGGCCUGCGUCCUCGUCGUCCCCGUCCGAGCCGUGGCCGAGGUCGCGGAGGACGUCCUUGUCCGCAUGCUUCAACCAGUCGUCGAUCUUGUCCUUCGUCGUCAGCUCCUCGACGCCCUCCAUCCCUUCCUGCACCUCGCUCACGAUCCUCUCCUCGCCCUCGUCCACGAGCGCCGUAUCCCCUCCCGUGCCGCUGCCUUUGACGGGACUGCCGACGACGACAGGUAGCGAGCUGACCUUGCUCGCACGUUGUACGACCCUGCCUCCUCCACCACGUCCCCUAAACGGACCCAAGCCGAAACCACCUCGGACACCAACACUAGCGCCGCCCGGCCUCCCGACGCCAAACACGGGCUUCGGGAGCGACCCCAGCGCACGGCUUCCCGACCUCGCGGCAAGGAACGUUCUCUUCGUCGUCGCGCCCGUCGCAGCAGCAGCCGGACGCGCGAUCCCUGACGAGCUUGACCCCGGGGUCGCGGUUGACGAAAGCACGCCCGAAGAGGCCUGGCUAGGGGUCGCAGCUGCGAGCCCAGCGCAGACCUUACCCAAGCUUGGGGCGAGCGCGAGCGUCGCCUGCCGCAUCCUCUCCAGCUCCCUCGGCGUCUUCCCCUCGCUGGGGGCGGCGUUAAGUGUUCCCCCGUUAACCGCAGUCGAAGUCGAAGCUCUGGGCGUGUUUGGGCCCGAUACCGCAGCUCGAGCUGCAGCAGCAGAUCUCAGCCGUGUCGUGCGCGUGCCUGCGGCAGGGAUGGGUGGGGGCAGCAUGAGCGUCGUCUGCCUGAGCUUCGUCUGCCCGUUCACAACGGCCGCCUGUCUCCCGGCCACAGGCUUCAGCGUCGCAGCCACCUUUCCCUUGCCCUUCGCGCCCGUGGUCGGAAGCGCGUUCAUCGACAUGGAGGUGCUAGGUCGUGGCCGUUCCGCCACUGUGCUCUUUGGUUUCGCGCUCUUGCCUCUCGCCGGGUCAUCGCUGGACCCGGGGGCGCUGGAGAGCGAACUGUCGCCAUCGGACGACAACGAGCGGUGAAAGCCAAGGCUCGUGUUGGGCCGCGAAGGUGCCGGUGCGUUCAGUCGUUCGAGUGCCUGGUUCAGCGUCGACAGACUCGAGUUGAGCGGCGUGGGCUGCGAGAGAGGGGGUCGCCUCGGAACAGAUAAUCCAGCGUGCCGUUCCGUAUGUUCAGGCCGCUGCUCGUCGCUCGCCGACCUCUGCUCCGCGGCCGACGAGUCGUCCAACUCUGAGAGCUCCGAGAGUUCUGACUCCUCUGACAGCUGCCCGGGCGGUUCUGGAGGGAACAUGGUCGUAUCUUCAUCCCCAUCCACGACAGCGUCAGCCUCUGCGUCGAUCGUCGACACCGGCUGCGCUGCAAUCUGGUUGUUGACGUCUUCCGUCGGCGCACCUCCGGCCGCCAGCUCAAAGCCAGACUUCACUAAAUGCCCACAAAGAGCGGAACCCAGUCGGCGGGGAUCGUCUAAGACAGUCGUGUCAUGUCGAUCAGAGUCAAUGCGACCGUGCGUCCUCCCUUGCGUCGGCGUCGGCACAUCGGCGUCGUCCAGCUCCGCCUCUUCCACUUGCGACCCCACCUCGUCCCCUACCGCAAACCCAUCCGUCGCCCGCUCCACAUAAGCCGGCCCCCGCGCGGGGAUCUGAGCCCGCGUGAACAGCGCAGGCCCGACGCUCUUCGCGCGUUCCCUGCCCUUCCCCUUCGGAUCCACGCCCGCGACCGGGGUCUGAGCCCGUCCGCCCUUGCUUCCGUUGACAGGCCUCGCCACUUCGCGCGGCGCAGGCGUCUUCGGCGCUGGGUCAGGUAGAGACUUGAAGUCGAACGGCCCCGCCGGUUUCGCCCUGCCUCCCUCCUGCGGGGCGCCCGCGGUGGAGUGGGGUGUGGACGCAGAGGGCGGCCGGGAGCUUGCGCGCGCAGGGAGGGACGGCUUCGCGGGCGAGGCCUUGGCGGCGGAGCUGCUCGUGGGCUGGGCGUACGACAUGGAGCGCGAGCGGCGGCGAUGCGCGGGCGGAGAGGAGGGCUCGUCUCUCAGCGGUUGCGUGAUAUCUUGGUAGGAGUGUGGCAUCUGGAAGGGAUGAGGGAUCUGGGAUGGGAGCGCACGGGAAGUCUUUGGAUGGGAUAGCAGGGACGGUCGAGGUUCAGGGCGCUGUGCAGGUGUAGAUUGAGUGUUGGGGAGUUGUGGACUAGGCCGCGGACUCGACAGUAUGUCAGCAAACGCAUCCUGGAUCUCGUCCUCGGCCUGCUCGUCUCCCUUGUCCUCGGACGCGGCCAGACUCUUCGCUCUCUGGCUCCUGGUGUUCCUCGGAUUCCUGAUCUGCGGCGGACCGAGAGUAGACGGCUUCUUGUUCCUCGGAUUCUUCACCUUCUUGGCUGGAGGCGCGUCGUCGACAAGGAGCUUGCCCCUGGGCUUCAUCCGGGCUUUCACGCCGGCCGACUUUGGGCGAGGAAGCAUGCUUUCCCUGGGCGCAGGCUUUGGAGCUUGGGUGGGCGCAGGAGGGUUGGAGGGACCUGCGACGGGGACGGAGACGGAGUUGGGUAUGGGGACCGGAGUAGCAUCGAGGUCAAGGGUAGAGUCUGCGUGCAGAGAACGGUCAAUAGGCAAUGGAGUGAGAGGAGACAUGGGGGUCAUGAAAGGCGCAAGGCCGGUCGUUGGAUUGGUGUGGGGUAGAGGCGUGGUGUGGUCGAAGGAGAGAACGGGAAGGGUAGGAAAUGGUGGAGAAGGGACGGAGCGGGGAAAGGUAGAAAGAUGUACAUCGGCAUCAGACGACUCUGCACGUUUCUUUGGGGAUUCUGGAGGGACGGAGGCGAUGCGAAACUUUGCGGGGGAUCGACGGGGAGAGGGAGGGACGUUGUUGAGAUCGAGCAGAGGGAUGGGCGCGUUUGCAGCGGCGGGGGGCACGGACUUUGCGCGGCGGUCUGGGGAGUCGUGUGCACGGGAAGACGGGAAGAGAGCGUCGUGGCGGAGGCGCUUGAGGUCGGGUAUGCCGACGAGGGCAGCAUCCUUGGCGGGCGAAGACGGCCUCUUGAGGACGUUGUCGAGGUGGGGCGGGGUGGUGCUGUCUUUGUCCGAGUCGGACGGCGGGGUCGGGGCGGGGUGCUUGAGGGCGAUGCGGGCCUGCUUGAGGGGCGAGGCGGCGAGGUCGAUGCGGGUGAAGAAGCCGUCGAGGGUGGACUGGGAGCGGGUGCGUGUGGCGUGCUCCGUGGGCGGGUUUGCCAUCGAGAGCGGCGGCGAUGAAGGACGUCGGGGCGAUGUUGAGACUCUGAGCCCCGCCGCGACGCGUGUGGUUCUGUUGGCAGGCAGCCCACGUGACACGCGCCUCCGUGGGCGGGAGUGGCGCGCUUGUCCUUGUCGCAAACGUCCACCACUGCGUUACCUGUCUCCUGACCUGCUUGCCUUGCUAUAUGUCAACACGAAAACCUGCGCCCCGCUUGCCCCGUCCGGUUGCACGAUACUGGAAAGGGAAGGCUCCCAAAGGCGCUGACGCCGCCCAAUCCGAGUCCGAUGAGGACGAAGUGGCCGAGGAGCAGCAGGCAGAGGACGAGGGUGACGUGCUCAUCCGGGAUGUGGAAGUCGGAGACGGGGAGGGGGAGGAAGAGGACGGGCUGGAGGUGCGGCGGGCGGUUGAGAGGCAGGCCAAGGGCACGAUCAGCGUCGCGCUGAGGGACGUGAACGUCUCCAAAGAGGGCAAAGUCAUCGUGGGCGGGAAGGAGGAGUCUGGGCGUACGGCUGCUGAACUGGAGGAAGAGGAGGAAGAAGAGGAGGAAGAGGAAGAAGCCGCUGAGGAGGAGGAGGAGGAAGAAGAGGAAGAAUCUAGCGAGGAGGAGUCUGCAUCAGAGCAAGAGCAGCCAAAUCUCCAGUUCCGUCCAGUCUUCGUGCCAAAACGCGCACGUGCUACUGUCGCUGAAAGGGAGGCUCUCGCUGAGGACUCGGAAGAGGCGCAGAAACGCAAAGAAGCGGAGGCGGAAGAGCGCAAGAAGGCGAGCCACGACAUGGUGGCGGAGACCAUUCGUCGCGAGUUGCUCGAGAAGGAGAAGGAACAGGAGACCCCGGACGUUGAUGACACAGACGGGAUCGACCCCGCCGGGGAGUUCGAAGCCUGGCGGCUGCGCGAGCUUGCCCGCAUCAAGCGCGACAAGGAAGCGGAGCUCGCGCGUGAAAGGGAACGCGAAGAAAUCGAACGACGGCGCGCUUUGCCCGAGGAGCAACGGCUGAAGGAGGACAUGGAGCGGGCGGAGCAGUCGCGCAAGGAGAAGCCGAAAGGCCAGCAGAAGUUCCUACAGAAGUACUGGCACAAGGGCGCGUUCCACCAAGACGAAGAGAUCCUCAGAAAGCACGAUUACACGGAGGCGACCGAGAGCACGGUGGACGUGUCGCUGUUGCCGAAGGUGAUGCAAGUGAAGAACUUUGGAAAGCGUGGGCGGACGAAGUACACGCACUUGCUGGAUCAGGACACUACGGUAGGGAGUGGUGGAUUCGGAGGGACCGCGCCUGUGAAGGCUGGUGGGACGUCCACCAGUGCCGGCGGCUGCUUCCUCUGUGGUGGACCACAUCUCAAGAAAGACUGUCCACAAAAUGCCGACCUGCCUCCCGGGAGGACGGCUACAGGUGCCAACGGCGCACCGACCGGAGCGAGCUCACGACAGUGGGGUGCGCGUCACGGAGACAGGGAUGGGCCCCGUGGUUCGUGGCGUGACCGCGACGAAGACCGGCGACCGAGCGGGGACAGCAGAGACCGACGGAGAGACGAGAAAGGAGCACGCGACCGGGACCGGUAUCAGCGCGACGAUGACGGCGAAAGGGCACGAUAUGACCGCCACCGUGGGGAUAGGCGCGAUGACGGCGAUCGCGUCUGGAGACGACACUCGAGGUCGCGCUCGCCGACUCGCGAGGGCCGGAGGAGAUCUAGGGAGCGAUCGGUUGACCUGGGGCGGGGCGAGAAGCGGAGGAGAGUGGACUAGCUCAGGGGGACCCACCUCUGUAGUUUGGCGGACUGUUUUUGUUCUUCGUUCUGACCAUCUAAUGCAGGUGCA
Dichomitus squalens LYAD-421 SS1 is the source of this 6248-nucleotide messenger RNA. RefSeq lists its product as uncharacterized. Gene Ontology annotation, biological process: mRNA splicing, via spliceosome. Lineage: Eukaryota; Fungi; Basidiomycota; Agaricomycetes; Polyporales; Polyporaceae. The coding region runs from base 4620 to 6176 and encodes 518 amino acids. The record is from RefSeq and is a predicted model, not a curated record. Gene Ontology annotation, cellular component: U2-type spliceosomal complex. Gene Ontology annotation, molecular function: RNA binding. The transcript has 11 exons.